AUGACCCAGGACUUCGAAGAUACCGAAACAGCCUUAGAGGACCGUUUGCUAGGUUCUGGCGUAUUCAACUGUCGCGACAAGCUACUCAAUGCGCUUUUAGGCUUACAAUACAGAACGCACUACCACGUUUUUGGCGCAGCUCCCGUGAACGCGAGCGUGUGCCGAGUUCUGUUGGAAGAGCUGGGCAAGUACGAUUAUGAAGGUUCGAAUCCAAGUUCCAGAAGAAUUGGGUCGAAUCUUGCCGGAAUAUUGUACUUUCACUUGUCUGAUACAGAAUCGGCUCAGAAGAAAUUAGUGCAAGCAAGCCAGACAGAAAUCGGCUCGGGGCCAUUCCAAACAUUUCUAAAGCUCGAAACACUUUAUUACACGGGUCUUUUGAAACCAAAGGCGAAGGCGACCGAGUUUUACCUUCAGAACUUAUUGCACAUUGUUGAUCAACUUCCCAAGGAAUCACAUGCGCUUACCUUUCACUACCUUGACCUAAUCAUAGCGCGCUUAAGCAUGAGCUGGGAUCAAACCAUGAGCAACUUGGCGCCGUGCAACGUCACAUAUUAUGUCGCAGUGAAGUCCGAUCCCGAAAACCAUGACGAUGACCUUUUGAAAAUAGGAUCUCAAUGUCUCAAAUCAUCCAAAUUCCCUACAGCCGAAGAGACCAACGACUCAAAUUUAGAACAGUUCCACACAGUUUUACAAUAUUAUUUUUUGAACUCGAAGUCAUCGAAAUCAUCUCAAUGGCACGAUUUAAUCGUACAGUCGAUGGGCAAUACUUUCCAAAGUAUGCAAGUCUCAAAAACUGCAAUGAUAUAUUUUGGACUCGAGAAGCAGCAAAAAGAAUCGACUUUGAAUUUCAUUAAUUUCUUAAAUUACAACGAAAACCACAGAGAUCUCAAUCGGGGUGAAUGGCUGGAUAUAGUUUCUAUUAUUGAAAGCUACAGGUUUAUUACUGCUCAGGUUGGAAUUCUUGACAUACCGCAUAUUUUUAAUUAUCGUGAGGUUGUACGCAAGUUCGAACUGCUUUUGUGUGAAUUUUAUGAGAAACUCUCUCUGCCUUUGAUCGAGAAGGAGAAAUCUCUAGACCUCAUUUCUAAUGGAAUCAAGCUCUUUUUACCCCAAAAAAUACUAAUCAUUUUAGCACAAUCAUGGAAUGCUCUUUAUGAGCAUGAUCGUGAGAAUUUGGACCUCCUACAAGACAAGCACUCUUUUUUUUUGGCGAACGCCUUUGUCGCUGAUUCGAGUUGUGACCAAAUAAACUUCAAUUACGCUUACACAUUGGCCCUAAAAAGAGAAGUUGGACAGGCCAUCAAAUUUAUCAAGACUGCCAUCCUUGAGAAGGAGCCAGAAAAUUACCGAGCUUGGCAUCUGCUCGCACUUUGUGAAUCCACGCACGAGGACAAAAAUGUCUCCUUUAGAAUAGUGUGCUCUGUUCUACAAGCCUUGCAGUUGGCUCUUCAUGAGGGAACAUCGAUAUCUGUAUCGGAUAGGUGGCAGCUAAUUCAAUUGAAGCUGACGCAGCUUAGUAUAACAAAGGAAAUGUUUGGCGUAGAAGAUGCUCUUGAACUUCUACCGGAGGUUUUUGAGCUUCUCAGCCUUGCCUUCCCUGAGGAGUUGGACGAUUGUAACCUAAGCUCCGAGUUCAACAAAAGUCAGGAGUAUUUACAGCAGAGCGUGUGGUUAUUCGCGGUAAAGCUUUACAUGAGUAACGGCUCUGUCGACGACGCACGCGAAGCUCUGGCAGAAUCUCGCGACCAAACGGCGAAGUUUCAGAAUUUAAACAAUGACCUCGCGGACGGGUACAUGUCUCUCGGCAUCAACGACGGAAAUGCUUUAAAAUCUUUUGAGAAGGUGCUGUUUUAUGACCAGCUGAAUGUUGACGCAAUCGUCGGUUUUGCAAAAUGUCUAAUGCCCGACACACUUGAAGACGAGCAUCAUAAAUUGGUUGAAAAAUCCAGACAUGAAUUGAACAAAGACGGAUUCAUCGGUGAAAAAGACAGAUCAGCGGCCUUCGCCAGGCUCAAGCUCCUAUUAGAAGAAUUGGUGGAAAAAUCCAUUGAGGGCAGCCAUUCUCCAGAAGUAUGGUGGUGCCUGUCGCGGGUCUACGAGCAUUACGAUGAUUCUGAUAGGGAAGAGAUCUCUCUUUGGAACUGCGUUAAAUUUCAAGAGCUACAGCCCAUCCGAGACUUCAAAUUAUGCAAUUUUUAA
Molecule: messenger RNA, 2199 nt
Organism: Lachancea nothofagi CBS 11611
Lineage: Eukaryota; Fungi; Ascomycota; Saccharomycetes; Saccharomycetales; Saccharomycetaceae
Source: the annotation of a GenBank genome assembly